GCUGGUAACCUUGGUAACUGACAACUUCCGAUGAGCGGGACCCGGGCGUAGAGCGAUGGCGGAGCCGAGACUCGGAACCGAGCUGGCUUCACCAUUCCCAAUAGCUACAGAACCUCAGAAACCCCGCCCAAGAAAAGUGCCAGAGCUGCCAAUCUUGGAGAGAAGGAACUGGCUGAUACACCUGCACUACAUCCGCAAAGAUUAUGAUGCAUGUAAGAUUGCUAUCAAAGAGCAACUCCACGAGACUCAGGGAAUGUGUGAAUAUGCAGUCUAUGUUCAAGCCUUGAUACUUCGUUUAGAAGGGAAGAUUCAAGAAUCCCUAGAACUUUUUCAGACAUGUUCCAUUCUAAAUCCUCAGAGUGCUGACAACCUCAAACAGGUGGCACGAUCAUUGUUUCUGUUGGGGAAACACAAAGCAGCUAUUGAAGUAUACAAUGAAGCAGCUAAACUCAACCAGAAGGAUUGGGAGAUCUGCCACAACCUGGGCGUGUGCUACAUGUACCUGAAACAUUUCAACAAGGCAAAAGACCAGCUGAAUGAUGCCUUGCAGCUCAACAGGCAUGAUCUGACAUACAUGAUGCUGGGAAAAAUUCACCUGCUGCAAGGGGAGACCGACAAAGCCAUCGAAGUCUAUAAGAAAGCAGUGGAGUUUUCUCCAGAAAACACAGAGCUGCUUACGACCCUGGGUUUACUCUAUUUGCAGCUUGGGGUUUAUCAGAAGGCAUUUGAACAUCUUGGAAAUGCACUUACAUAUGAUCCCACCAAUUAUAAGGCUAUCUUGGCAGCUGGCAGUAUGAUGCAGACUCACGGUGAUUUUGAUGUAGCCCUCACCAAGUACAGGGUAAUAGCCUACACCAUGCCUGAAAGCCCCCCAUUAUGGAACAACAUUGGAAUGUGCUUCUUCGGCAAGAAGAAAUACGUGGCAGCUAUUAGUUGCUUGAAGCGAGCCAACUACUUAGCUCCUUUUGACUGGAAGAUUCUGUACAAUUUGGGGCUAGUCCACCUGACAAUGCAGCAGUAUGCAUCUGCUUUCCACUUUCUCAGCGCCGCUGUCAACUUCCAGCCCCGGAUGGGAGAGCUCUACAUGCUCCUGGCAGUGGCUCUGACAAACCUCGAAGAUGUUGAGAAUGCUAAACGAUCCUAUGAGCAAGCUGUAGCGCUGGACCAGUGCAAUCCCCUGGUCAAUCUGAAUUACGCUGUGCUGCUCUACAACCAGGGGGAUAAGAAGGGAGCACUAUGCCAAUACCACGAGAUGGAGAAGAAAGUCAAUGCCCUGAAGGAGAACAGCACUCUCGACUUUGAUCCUGAGAUGGUGGAUGUGGCUCAGAAGGUGGGAGCUGCCCUGCAGGCGGGGGAGAGUCUGGUGUGGACUAAACCCGUCAAAGAUUCCAAAUCAAAGCAGCGAGCCGCUACUUCUAGCAAACCCUCUAGCACUCAGCAACCUCUGGGCUCUAACCAAGCCCUGGGUCAGGCCAUGUCUUCAGCAGCUGGGUAUGGGAAGACUAUGCAGCUUUCUACAGGUGCUGGAGCAUCGGCUCCCCUUGCAAAGCCCCCAUCGAUGCCUCUGGAACCUGAACCGGGCUCAGAAACAGGCCCCGAAGAGACCACACUCCUUACAGAGCCCCAAGAACGGAGAAAAGAGAAGCGCAAAAGCAGGCCGACCACAGAAUAGAACAGCAGCACUGGAUGGGCUGGGCAGGCGUGGGGCCUGCUGGGCUGUUGGGAGCAAAAUCUUCACUGCCACCCCUUAACUCAAGCAGUGAGGAAGGCAGCUGCCCUCAGCAUGGCCUGCAGUGACUUCACCAUACUGUGAGCUUAGGCAAAAUGCAGCUGGAUGCUGAUACAGUGACAUUAGCACCUGGCCUCAUCCUUGUCUCAGUGAUUCUUUGCUCCAUGGCACCCAGAAGAGGUUCUGAUAAGCUGCCCACUAGUGCUGCUGUAGGACUGCAUGAGGUAACUGAGGUGCAAUCUCCUUCCUUGAGGGUGGGGCUGCUGUAGCAUUGCACAUAAGUGCUGAAUCACUGAGAUGGGCUGAGUCAGCAGGAUGGUUUAGCAAGGGCCAACUACAGUGACUGCACAGCUUUUAAAGCAGUAGCUUGGACCAGCUCUCUAGUUAGAGCCCAGAGACCAUCAUGUCCCUUUAGCAAGUGAGCCUUUUCGCUGGCUCAGAGGAAGCUCUACCAGCCCCCUGUAGUAAGGUCAGUGGAAGAACUGGAGGAGGGGAGAAGCUAGAAAAAUUAACAGAAGUGAGUGGAAGCCAGAUCAGUCCAAGGAGUGAAACAACCCUGAACGCAGGCCUGGAGGAGGGGCACCAGUUCAGGCUAUGCUCAUUGAUGAUAAUGUGAGAGGCUACUCUGCAUUGCUCAGAGGGAGAUGUGUGCAACCUGCAUGCCUGUUUACCAAAGCCCAGCCUCUGUCGGGGUUGUCCAAAAACCUGGGGAAAGCAUUUCCAGCCCCCUUUCCUCAGGCAGCUAGCUCACAUUGGGAGAGGAGCUCCCUCCCUCAGAGCUGUUCGCAGUGCUGUCAGUCCUGCAAGGUAGAGGUGACAGGGACUGGGAGGGAGCAAACUUCUCUGUAAUAGACUCACCCUUCAGCCAGUAGCAAAUGAAAGGAGAUUGGACUUUCAUCCACAGUGUAAGUCUCUUGCUGGCAGAGCAGAGUUACGGCAGGCAGGGGGCACUUUGAUAACCCACUAACACGCUGCCUCAGUUUGGUGGGAGUUUUAAAGAGUGUGGAGUAAUUUACCUUCAAUGUCCAGCUCUCCUGUUUGUUCUGGUGGUGACAGGCUGGAACCAAUUCCAUUCCCACAGUCACUAAGUGACAAGGGACGGGCUGACAGAGCCAAACAGAACUGGAAAGAGUGGCUCCUUUAUUUCUGCCUUUUCCAGCAUCCCUGGGGAACUUACACCUGUAGAGAAUUCUCUUCCUGAAACAUAGACUCAUGGCCUCAGGAAAGCUGGGAGGUAGCAGGCACGAGGCUGUGUUGGAACUGAGAAUUAGCCUGUUUCCUUAGGGUUACUUACCUUCUGAUCCCCUUCCUCCCUCCUGUUGACACUAACUGGGUCUAAUUUUAUUAAAGCCAUUGAGGUUGGACAACCUGGGUAGUGACCGUCUCUACAGUUCCAUCAAUUCCAACCCUUUCCAGACUCGACUGCAGCCUACAAGGGAAAACUGGCACCUUGUUUGUUUUUUAAACUUCAGUCCAUUCAGCCCCACACGUGCUGGGAGGGGAAGAUUAUUACCACUAAAGAAAUGGUGGUAACCCAAAGCACCUGUACACUGGGGCUGUCUUGUUCUCCAGAAGUGAUGGAGAGGAGGGGACCAUAUUAAGGGCUUCUCAAAUACAGCCCUUUGUGGUAAUCACUAGUGCUCAAGAAAGUAGCAUAGUUAGCCUGAGCCAGGGCUGUUGCUGGGACAACCUGACUGAGGAAGAUGAUUUGGCAAUGACAACACAGCAAGAUCCUCAAUGUGCUCCCUUCCCCACACGGGUAAGAGCAGAGUCUAGGCUUUGCAUUUCAUAACUUGCUGCUAGUUAUACCAGUUCAGUCAUUUAAAGUUUCCUUUUGCUAAGAUAGCUCUCACCUUUUGAACAACGUAGCUAUUGUCAACUUUACCCCAGCCUGGCAGAGGAGACUUUUUUCCAGCAGCUGCCGCUAGGCUAAGCACCUCACACCUGAAUGGAGCCAUCCGAGGCUGUUUUCCUUCUGAGUUAAGAGACUAGUUAAACUAAAGGUUAGGCCAGUUUCUCUGCCCUUCACCCACUAACAGUUUGUAUCUCUUAGCUGCCCUCAGUUCCACAGAACACUCCAGCCAAAAAAAGCUGUGUUUUCAACAUAAAACAGAACCACUGCCAUCUACAUAAAAUGUCAGGAUGGUGUAGCCCUUGUCUGUCUUGCCCCACAGUGAUUGCGAUCAGUCUAAUCUCAGUUCAAGCCCCUAACACACCUUAGGCCACUGAAUUAAUAACUUGUGCAAGGAACCCUUGAUAGGAACCUAAACAGUGUGUUUCACAGGUUUUCUGUACCUACAGCUUCCACUGCUGUCAGUGUAUCAGGUGCUCAGACCUCUGAAAGGCCUAGCCUAGGCAUCAUUUACAAGUCCUAUUCUAGCUGUAUUAUGGGAUAAUGACCUUCAAGUUGCAUCAGUGUUAUUUUGCAUAAUCAACAGUAACUAAUCAGAGUGUACAAGAGAGGGCAAUUAAGGUUACCGGAUCCUUAGUUUAGUCACCGAAUGCCUGGUGCAACGUGGGCCAGGUUCUGGGAAUAACCACAGCCCCCCGUUGUACAUUCCAAUUAGCUACUAUUGUGCAAAAUGACACUAAUGCAAUUUUAAGGUUAUUAAAACGCAGUCAGGAACCAAAGUUAAUGUAUUUUGGGGGUUUAACUGACAUGGCUGAUGAGAUCUUGUCUAUUAAACACACUAAAUGAACAGCAACCGUUCACAAUUUUUGAUUUGUAACCAAAGUGCCCUGUUUAAACUAGGUUUGACUUCUUCACAACCCAUUUAACCGGUGUUGCAGUUAUUUUGUAUUACAGCAGCUGCUAGAGGCAUCCAUGUGGAUCAAGGCCCCCCGGGGCUAGGUGCUAUACAAAACAGAGUUCUUUCCCUGGAGAGCUUAUAAUUUAAGUAUACAAGACAAACGGUAGGUGAAAUGGGAAGCAACUUACUAGAAUGAUCAGUUAUGAUUUAGGUAUCAUGUUAGGUGCAGUUUUAUAUUGAAAUAGUCAUGCUGAAUGUUACUGCAAUUUCCAUGGGGUGCAUGUGAGAGGAUUGAUUUUUACUGGAAGAGCACAAAGCUGGCCAAGGACUGCUCUUCACUUCUAAAGUAUGGAGAGAAUUUUUUUUUUAAUAAACACAAUUUGCUUCAGCAUCAGCAGCCCCC
Messenger RNA from Mauremys mutica (yellowpond turtle), 4882 nucleotides. RefSeq names its product Bardet-Biedl syndrome 4 (gene BBS4). NCBI's taxonomy places the organism in Eukaryota, Metazoa, Chordata, Testudines, Geoemydidae. Gene Ontology annotation, cellular component: ciliary basal body. Gene Ontology annotation, molecular function: protein binding. Bases 56 to 1672 code for a protein of 538 amino acids. Gene Ontology annotation, biological process: protein localization to cilium; cilium assembly. The record is from RefSeq and is a predicted model, not a curated record. The transcript has 16 exons.